Molecule: messenger RNA, 1518 nt
Organism: Folsomia candida
Lineage: Eukaryota; Metazoa; Arthropoda; Collembola; Entomobryomorpha; Isotomidae
Product: innexin inx2
Exons: 2
Coding region: 357-1403 (348 amino acids)
Biological process (GO): phototransduction
Cellular component (GO): plasma membrane; gap junction
Molecular function (GO): gap junction channel activity
Source: RefSeq, a predicted model, not a curated record
UACUCCCACACACAACCAACCACAUGGCAUAUUUUCUAGCAACAACGCUCUUUAUAUUUACGAUUAGUUAUACGCACAGUUAUAUUUAGCUUCCUUUCUGAGUUAAUAUCUAGUAGUUGUGCAGAUCGUGACUAUGAAAAUGUUUAACCAGCGAGUUGCAUAGGUACGAAGCGUCGAGAAAGAGUUUCCGGAACCCGAAUGGAUUUCCAAUACAAAUUUCGACCAGCGAAAGUCAUCUUGACCUCCUCUCUCCAUUCGGAAAGAACAAACAAGUCCUUGUCUACGCAAAAGUAUAUUUUUUUUACAAACUUGCAUAAUUGCAUAAUUAACAUACGAGGUUACAAAAAUUGGUGGCCAUGUUACAACACCUUCUCUUCCUCCGUCCUUCCAUAGAAGGGGUGUCACUCACGACGGAAAAUAUCAUCUUUAAACUCGUCUAUGCCGUGUCGUGCCCACUCUUCCUGGCGUUUGGAGUCAUUUUUUACACCCGAGUUUGCUUCACUGACGCCAUCAACUGCGUUCUCAAUUCUUCCGAGAGUUUCAAAGUGUUGAAAGCAAUUGACUCGUACUGUUUGGAAAAUUCAUACAUCACUCGAGACAGCGACGACCAAAAUGACGAGUAUUCUUAUCAGAGAAACUAUCAGUACGUGGGUCUCUUCUUCGUCGUGUCAGGUGCACUGUGCUAUCUGCCCUACGUGCUGUGGGAAUGGUUCGAAAACGGUCUCCUGAAAAGUCUGCUCCAAGACCUCGCCUCCAUCACGUUGGUCGAGGAGGACAAAUUUGCAAGUCAAAUUACAAAGCUGACGACAAUUUGGAGACGAAACAGGGCAAUGUUGGAGACGUAUGCAUACGCCAACAUUCUCUGUGAAGCGUGCAACCUCUUUGCUCUUCUUGUGGUGUUUGCAUUAGGGGACAUAUUUUUGGACGGUCAUUUCUUCAAUAUCACUGAAGACGCAUUUCCUAAGACGGCCGAGUGUUCUUGGGACACGGGAAGCUCAUCGGGAAAAGGAGGUCACGUAUUUUACGUAGGGGUUUGCACCAUGAACAUGAACUACCUGAGUGAAAAACUCUUCUUUCUCGCAUGGUGGUGGCUCCUUUGCUGCAUUUCUUUGUCUAUCCUCAAUCUCACAUAUCGUUAUGUCCUCGUUAAAAAUGAAAACUUUCGGAUCGGAAUGCUCACCCAGGGUCACUGUCACUUUCUCGGCAACGUUACGAGAUGCUCUACACCUUCCACUUUAAGCAAACCAGAAGACGCGGAUGAGCUGGAUCAAUUACAAAAGAGUGUGCCAUACCUAAAGAAAAUUGGAUACGGGGAAUUGUUCAUGCUGAAAAGAAUUCAAUCAAAUGUUCCUCCCUAUACGUUUGGGGAAAUUUUAUUAGAGCUUGACAGGAGUAAUAAAUAACUAAACUCGAGUUGACUGAUAUGUUACACAAUCUUACACUGACGAUAACUAACUAUGCAUCACUAUUUAAUCACCCCAUUGGUGUGAAAUAAAUCUCAUAUCACAAAUCAGUAAA